GUCCAUGGAAACCACGGACCGCCACAGAGAGCGGAGUGAAAGGUGUCCGAAUGAAAGUCUACUUCUGAACAUCAGGAUUUCACCUUUAACUUUUUUUUUUUAACGACAUCGACAUUUAAGAGGAGGCAGUUCCCACCAUAGUCCCUGCUUUGGUGAUUUGCUGCAUGACCCUGGAAGCUUCACCCUGAGAGUGAGAUGGAAAACAGCUCUCAUACACUGCCACACUCGUGCCCCUCUCCCGCCACUAUCAGAGGGCCUCUGCCGUUGUCCUCCUCACCCCACCAUACCUCCUCAAAUGGUCCCAUUUCACUGCCACUUUCGCCUAUCUCUUUCCCGCCAUCCCCAGCCUCAUUUUCUCCAGCAACAGCAGAGUCUGUUCACUCCUGCUCCCCUCUUUCACACUUUACAGUGUCUCAUUGCCUCGAAGGACAAAGCGUAGCUGACCAAGAUGACCUGACCUGUCUCAGCUGGCUGCAUCAGAGAGGGAAUCUGCUGCCACUGCAGCCCCUCACCAAAAUGACACCGCUGCCUCAGCAGGAGCCCUCCAUGGCUUCCCAGCUUCUUCCCGCUGCUUUGUCCAAGCCACCGUACUCCUUUAGCAGUCUGAUUUUCAUGGCAAUAGAAGAUUCGCCACAAAAGAGGCUUCCAGUGAAGGACAUCUAUGAAUGGAUUGUGAACAAUUUCCCCUACUACAAGACGGCAACGGGUGGCUGGAGGAACUCUGUCAGACACAAUCUGUCUCUGAGCAAGAGCUUCCGACGCAUUCAGAGAGACAAGAGCCAGUCAGUGGGGAAGGGAUCGCUGUGGUGUGUGUGUCCAGAGUACCGGCCAGCGCUCCUCGAAGUGCUCAGGAAGACCCACAGUUAUCACAGCAACAACAGCAACCUGUUACACAAGCCUGCACUGUUGGAGGGAGAAAGCUACAAGAUGCCUGCUGAGUGUGAUUCGAUGGAAAUAUCAGGUCAGGACCUACAUACUGGACCCGAUCCCCUUUCACACACCCUCCUCCUGUCCACCGCCGAUAGUCCGAUUUUAGCCGAAAACCCGCUGUGCCUUCUGACCCCGGAUCAUGAGGAGCUCGUCACCAUGGAGUCUGUGGAAUACCAGCAGGAGGAGGUGUGCGAAGACAUGGAGAAGGACCCCCUGUCUGACAGCGGUUACAUCGAGCUGCACUAUUACGAGUCUCAGCAGUACCAGUACCUUGUGCUGCCGGACGACACCGAGCUCGACCUGGAGACCGUGGAGAUCCUGCAGCUUGAUGCCGAGGCCCAGGAGGCCGCCGGGUCACUGCUGGACCUCGCAGGCGGUGGAUAUUAGUUCAGAUCCUCAAAGAAACCCUCCUGGUACGACAACACUGCCCUAUAGCCUGUUUACUGCCCUGUAGUGAUGUUACAGUAUAGAUCAAAUAAACUGAUGGAGUAUCGUUCCACAUAAUUUCAGGCUUCCAGUACACAAGCUGAAUAUAUCACCAUAGCAUCCCAUCCAGCCUGAACAGAGCCUUCAAGGUGUAGAACUGAGACAAAAGUAUUAAAAAUUAAAUGAUUCCACAGUGAUUUUCUAACAUGUUAACAUCGUUCUCAGGGGUGGAAGGAGUGCUUCAAGCUCAAUACAGUGCUGUUUCUCGAUCGAGAAGUUUCCCAUUUUCAGGGGUGACUAACACGCUGUUGAAAUGUUCACGUUUAAUGUACAGCGAACAGCACAUUGACUCACUUCCACAUCGUUACCAGUAAAAUAUGAAUAUGUGUUACCCUCUUUCACUUGUUCUAAGCGGUGACCGUCUUUUCUUUCUAAGAAAGUUUCUGUAGGACAUUCAAAGUAAACUGUAGUUGACAGUCUUUGUUGUUUUCAGCAACACUGUUGCUUUGAUAGUUGAAGAAAACAGAUAAAAAAAAUUAUUUAUAAUGUAGCUAUGAUUUUAGAUUGUACUUAAGAAGUACAGGGAAGCACUUCUCAGUUAUACUAAGUACUUCAAAUUUUAUUUCUAAUGGUUUUUAAUGUCCAUUAUUUUCAAGAUUAUCUUUGCUUGAGUUUAUUUUAUUUGCACGAUGUCUUCAAUCAGGAACAGUUUGAUUGACUCACUGCCAUUUUAACCACUUUACAUGUCGGUUACACUGAAAUUCUCUUCAUAAAUUGUAUGUAUUUACAACAGUUUUGGGUUUUGUAAUCUAAUAAAUAAAAUCUGUGAUGCCGUUCUUCUGAGCUGUG
This is a messenger RNA of Oreochromis aureus, 2205 nucleotides long. Its product is annotated as forkhead box protein N2. Gene Ontology annotation, molecular function: cis-regulatory region sequence-specific DNA binding; DNA-binding transcription factor activity. NCBI's taxonomy places the organism in Eukaryota, Metazoa, Chordata, Actinopteri, Cichliformes, Cichlidae. The record is from RefSeq and is a predicted model, not a curated record. Gene Ontology annotation, biological process: regulation of DNA-templated transcription. Gene Ontology annotation, cellular component: nucleus. The coding region runs from base 196 to 1317 and encodes 373 amino acids. The transcript has 5 exons.